AGAGAGCAUGUCCCAUGACCCGCGUGUCACUCUAACUUUCUCACUCGAUCUUCUUCUUUGCAGCUUUCAUGGCCCUCUUCUUCUUCAUCAUUACCAGCAUGGAUCUCUCGCGCUGAAAAGCACCGUCCUCUUGAAUUAUCUCUUCUGCAACCGCGUCAACUUUUUGAUACGCCGCGUUUCGAUAUACACGUGCGUAUUGUGGAUACGCGACAUUUUCUUUUCCUCUCAUCUCGCUCUCUGAAACCAUGGCGAAUUGGAUUUCCUCUAAACUUAAAGCCGCAGAGAGCAUUCUCCACCAGCUCGAUCAACAAGCGGCUGAAUCGCUUGGCAAGAACGAGGGUUUUCGAUCCGAGGAACUGAACAUUGAUGCUCCCGCUAAAUCAGGGAUUGGUGUGUCUCUGAAGGAUCAAUUGAAGAAGAAACCCUUGGAGGGCAGUGAUUAUGGUGGAAAAAUUCGCAGUGAUCCUAAUUUUAAUGGCCUUAAAGCUACAGCCAGUGCACCCAAACUAUCUAUCAAAUCUGGCCCUACCUUAACAAACGAUGAUUGGACUGAACUCCUUAAUGCACCUAUAGCUACUCAGUCUUCUGCUUCUGGGAGCAAUCAGGGUAAUGGGGUGCCCGCACCUCGUGUUUUGAGGCAAAAUAGUGGUAGGAAGCUGAAGGGUUUGUCUUCAUCUUCGUCGGUGUCCGAUGUGAGGAGGAAUGCAAGAAGUGGCAACAGUGGUCCGAGGUCCUUUCAGAAGUCAGACUAUGUGAAAGAAGUUAAAUUGAGUGGAAAAGCCCCUGAUGAUGGAAAGGAAUCUACAUCUUCGACUUCAACAAGGAGGAGUUUGGUUGUAGAAUCAGAGACUGAUGGUAAAUGGGGUAAAGAAUCGAAGUAUUCCGAUGAGGGCAGUUCUGAGAAGCCUGUGAUCGAGGAAAAUGGAAAAGAAGAAAAUGAUCAUCGGUUUAACUAUAGGGACACUUCUCCACCAGAAUCGUUGCAGGAGGGCGACCAAACUGUAGCUGCAGAAACAAUACCAGCAUUAGGGAUUGAUAAGGUGCAAGAGCCUAAGAUUGUGGUAGAUUUUGACGGCACCCAAUUGAGAAGUGCGAGAAAAGAAAGGCAUGAGCUUAAUUCAACCUCUGGGAAUUCUAUAUCUGACAAUCUGAAAAGGGUUUCUCCCAUGGCUAGUGAUGGAGAUUCUGAUUCAGAUACUGAGUCCGGUUCAACAUCUGAUUCUGAAAGUGAGCAUGAGAGGGAGGAAAGGAGAAAGAGGAGGGAAAGGAUUCUGGCUGAAAAAGCUGCAGCUAAAGCUAUAAAUGCUAUCAAGGAACGGGAAAAUAUGGUGGCCAAAUUAGAAGGGGAGAGGCAGACUCUAGAGAAAAUACUUGAGGAGCGAGCUAAAGAACAAGCACAAGAGGCUUCACAGCUUCAGAGCACUGCAAUGGAAACUAUGGAAGCUGUUGAGUUAGAAAAGCAGAAACAUAAUAAUACUAGAAUGGAAUUUCUUGCACGUUUAGCUAAAUUAGAGACUGCCAAUGCUGAUCUUGCAAGAUCCCUAGCGGCUGUGCAGUGGAACCUUGAAAUUGAGGUUAAACAAGUAGCAGAACUUAGACAGCAGAUCUCAUCGAAGGAGUUGCUUCAUGAAGAUCUCAGAAGGAGAAUGAAGAAUCCUCCUCAAACUGGAGCUUCACAAAAUCAACUAGCUUCGAAAGGUGUGGAGUUUGAACGGGAAAUUCUAGAGGCAGAGCACUCUUUAAUCAAUGAUAAAGUUACUCAAUUGGAGGAAAAGGCAAGAAAGCUGGAAGCUGACAUUGAAAUAACAAGGAAAGAGAUGGAAGAGCCAACAGAAGUUGAAGUUGAGCUCAAGCAAAGGCUUCAACAAAUGACUGACCAUUUAAUACAGAGACAAGCAAAGGUGGAAUCACUCUCUUCAGAGAAGGCAAGUCUUAUGUUCAGAAUCGAGGCUGUGUCAAGGUUGCUGGAUGAGAACACGUCAGCAUCAGGUGCAACAAAUAUGAAUCGUGCUUCUUCAUCCAGUGACUUAGAAUCAGGAUUAUGGGAGCUCUCGAAUUCAAAGCUGAACCCUAUGCUAAAAGCCAGAAUUCAUUCUGGCAAGAGACAGCUUGGAUCAUUACUUCAACAACUAGAUCAUAUUUUUGUUACCGGUGCACUUUUUCUGAAAAGGAACACAACUGCAAAAUGGUGGGCUUUGAUAUAUCUUGUUUGCCUUCAUUUCUGGGUGUUUUAUAUUCUUUCAUCACAUUCUGGCCCGUCAAAUGUGGGUAGAUCUGGUGCCCAGAUCUCAUUGGAGAACAUUAAUAACACUGGAGGAGUUUGAUUGUGUUGCAAUGUGUCUUUUAUUUUUGUGUCAUUCACUGCGGCUUUUAUGAGGUUCUCAAUAUAUUGGAUAUCUUUUGGAACGCCGGAAUAUAUCAAACAUCGGUAGUUGACAUGCAGAAUGCCCCACACUUUGACCAGAAAUAUACAGGACUUCAUAGCUUCCUAUUUCGAUGAACUAAAUCUCUUUGACGUCGUGAAACUUCAUUGGAUUUGGAGGGAAUCCAUCAGAGGAGCAACAUCCUGCUAUUUGUAUUGACACAAUGGCUGAUCUAAUGAUGACAGUUGAAAAGUAUUGACGCAAUUAAAGUAGCAAUAAGUAUUUUGUAUGUACAGUUUAGCAAUAGACAUGGUCACAGAAUAAGCCUUUGAUGUAAGCUGUGUUGUGACCAUAGAAUUAAAAACAAAAGAUUCCGCCGAAAUUAUUAUCCUUGAAUAUUGUAGAGAAAGAAAGAAAAAAAUCCAUUUUUUUUAUCUUACAAUUAUUAAUAAAUAUCGAUUCAUCUGUGUAA
Messenger RNA from Vigna radiata var. radiata (mung bean), 2835 nucleotides. Its product is annotated as golgin candidate 2. Gene Ontology annotation, cellular component: Golgi cisterna; Golgi membrane. Gene Ontology annotation, biological process: Golgi organization; retrograde transport, vesicle recycling within Golgi. The coding region runs from base 246 to 2324 and encodes 692 amino acids. The record is from RefSeq and is a predicted model, not a curated record. The transcript is spliced from 10 exons. Lineage: Eukaryota; Viridiplantae; Streptophyta; Magnoliopsida; Fabales; Fabaceae.